Molecule: messenger RNA, 684 nt
Organism: Naumovozyma dairenensis CBS 421
Lineage: Eukaryota; Fungi; Ascomycota; Saccharomycetes; Saccharomycetales; Saccharomycetaceae
Gene: FSH2
Product: putative serine hydrolase
Exons: 1
Coding region: 1-684 (227 amino acids)
Cellular component (GO): nucleus; cytoplasm
Source: RefSeq, a predicted model, not a curated record
AUGGCAAAGAAGAUAUUAAUGUUACAUGGGCUGGCUCAAUCAGGAGAAUAUUUUGCAUCCAAAACAAGAGGGUUCAGAACGGAACUAGAGAAACAAGGUUACCAACUGUGUUACGCAACAGCGCCAAAUAAAUACCCUGCACCAGAUUUCGAUAUCAAUCUAGAUGAUCUGGAUGGAACUUCUUUACCAUCUGAAUCGAAUGAAAUAUUAGCUUGGCUACAAAAGAAUCCAUCUGACGAUACUUACAAAUUACCUGAUACUACGAUAUCGUAUUUACAUGAUUAUAUAAUUGCCAAUGGUCCCUUUCAUGGCAUUGUUGGUUUUAGUCAAGGUGCUGGAGUAGCAGGUUAUUUAUUGACUGAUUUCAAUGGAUUAUUACAUUUGAAUGAAACGGAACAACCACCGUUGGAAUUUUUCAUGUCAUUUGGUGGGUUUAGAUUUAAACCAGGAUGUUAUCAAAAGCAAUAUGAUGAAAAUCCCAUUAAGGUUCCGUCAUUGCAUGUUUAUGGAGAUUUAGACACCAUUACAGAACCUGAGAAGGUUCAAUCUUUGUUAAAAUCGUGCACUGAAGGUACAGCAACGUAUCUAACACACCCUGGUGGUCAUUUCGUUCCAAAUUCAAGAGGAUUUUUGAAAAAAGUUGUAACUUGGUUAGAUAGUUUAAAUGAUCAAGAACAAACCUAA